This is a messenger RNA of Cricetulus griseus (Chinese hamster), 1397 nucleotides long. The record is from RefSeq and is a predicted model, not a curated record. NCBI's taxonomy places the organism in Eukaryota, Metazoa, Chordata, Mammalia, Rodentia, Cricetidae.
CACAAGCGAGGACGUGUUUACCAGGAUGUGAGUUGAGUUCUUGCCACCUUUACCUUCUGAAAGCUUCUUAUGCCUCAUGGUGACAGGUGCAAACACUCAAGGGCAAUAUGAAGCCAGUAAAGAAAAAGAAAACCGAAGAACCUGAAUUGGAGCCCCUGUGCUGCUGUGAGUAUAUAGAUCGAAAUGGGGAAAAGAACCACGUGGCUGCUUGUUUGUGUGAUUGUCAAGACCUCGAUGAAGGCUGUGACAGAUGGCUUUCCUGUAAAUCAGUGCGGCCAGAGACUUGCGAAAGAAUCACAGAUACAAUUUCUGAUCGCCUCCGAAUUCCUUGGCUUAGAGGAGCCAAAAAAGUUAAUAUUAGCAUCGUCCCUCCACUCGUGCUUUUGCCAGUUUUCCUUCACGUGGCUUCCUGGCAUUUCCUGCUGGGGGUGGUGGUUCUGAUCUCCCUCCCCAUGCUGGCACUCUGGUACUACUACCUCACUCAUAGAAGGAAAGAACAGACACUGUUUUUUCUGAGCCUUGGACUGUUCUCACUGGGUUACAUGUACUACGUGUUCCUGCGGGAAGUGGUCCCCAAAGGGCGUGUAGGGCCCACUCAGCUGGCUCUCCUUACCUUCGGGUUAUUCCUGAUACUCUUAGCUUUGUACCGAGCCAAGAAGGAUCCAGGCUACCUCAGCAAUCCAGCAUGCAAUGACAAAGCCCCAAGCAACAGCCAAAUCGAAUGCCCCAUCAAAAAAGGGCAGGAGAAGACCAAAGGGUUCCCUGGAACAGAUACCUCUGGGAGCCUCAACAACCGCACGCUGAAGGAUGAUAUCAAGGGCUCCUCCAGGGUGGGACUUGACAGCCCUGCCAAGGUGAAAGAGGAUUGGUGUGCUAAGUGCCAGCUAGUCCGACCUGCCCGGGCAUGGCAUUGCCGGAUAUGCGGUAUCUGUGUAAGGAGAAUGGACCAUCAUUGUGUCUGGAUAAAUAGCUGCGUUGGAGAAUCAAAUCAUCAAGCAUUUAUACUUGCCCUUUUGAUCUUCUUGCUCACUUCGGUGUACGGGAUAUCGUUGACCUUGAACACCAUUUGUAGGGAUAGAAGCCUCUUCAUAGCCCUCUUCUACUGUCCUGGAGUUUACGAAAAUUACAGCUCGGCCCUAUCCUUCACCUGCGUGUGGUACUCUGUGAUCAUCACAGCGGGCAUGGCCUACAUCUUCCUCAUCCAGCUGAUAAACAUCAGCUACAAUGUGACCGAGAGGGAAGUCCAGCAGGCCCUGCGGCAGAAGACAGGCCGCCGUCUCCUCUGUGGACUCAUCGUGGACACAGGCCAGUACAACAGGGGCUUUCUGCGCAACUGGUACCAGUUCUCCACCCUGGGCGCACACACCGCCCACAUCCCUGCUGAGGACAUUGUCUGA